AUGGCGAGCUUCGUCAGCAUACCAUCUUCUACUCCGCUGUUGACACCGACCCCUCAUCUCUUCCCUCGUCGCUCCAUUUCUACCCAAACCCAACUCAAGAACGGUUGGGCUCGGCGAUUGCUGGUUCUUCGAGUGAAGUGCGUUCCGGAUCAGAGUGGAGAUACGGAAGUGGAAGCAGAGACGGCGUCGUUGUCAACGUCAUCUUCUUCUACUCUUUCGGACAUUUCAUCAUUCAAUUGGUAUGCAGCUCUUGGGGGAUUGGGGUUUCUGGAGACUACAUACUUGACAUACCUCAAGCUCACUAAUUCCGAAGCUUUUUGCCCAAUUGGCGGUGGCACUUGCGGUGACGUCCUCAGCAGUGACUAUGCCGUUGUUUUUGGUAUUCUCUUCAUCUUAUUUGUCACAUUAAGUUGUGCCAUUGCUCUAAGCUUGCUUACAUUUAUCUAUUUGCGUCAGUGA
Molecule: messenger RNA, 459 nt
Organism: Ilex paraguariensis (yerba mate)
Lineage: Eukaryota; Viridiplantae; Streptophyta; Magnoliopsida; Aquifoliales; Aquifoliaceae
Source: the annotation of a GenBank genome assembly